CCCGGCCGGCUGCAGCCCCUCACGGGGACGCCCGCGGGCGCCGUCCCUUCACACCGGGGCGAAGCUGAGGCGGGGGCUGCUCCUACAGAUUGUCCGGCUGCGUCAGCGAGAGUCCAGAAGGGCUCCCUCAGAUGUCGCUGCUGGUCUCUGCAUUAAACAAGCCAAGUUCCCCCGGUUACCUGGGCGACGUGCUGUAAACUCACCAGCCCCGCGGAGCUGGAGUGCCUUGGGAGCCUCGGGAAUGGCUCCUGUGUGUUCCGCACUCAGGGAAACAGCCGAAAAUAAAAUCAAAACCUGUGUAAUUGCUGUCGAAUUCCUCGCUGGCCAGCAAAGGAAGGCAGCUGCGAGCUGAAAAUGCUCUCUAAUUUCCCUUUGGAUUGAUGCGCCUCUUUCACAUUUCGCUGCUGAAGAGCCAGGUUUCGGGGCAUUAAUACAUUUAAGGACAGUAUGUCUGACAACAAACAAAAUAAGAGGAGAAACAAAAAAGGUUGUGGAAGUGUUGUUGCUUUUCGGAAUGCAGACAAUAUAGUGGAAAAAAUGCAUCAGUCAGACAAAGCUCUAGGAAAAACGAGCCAAAUUGCACCAACAUCCAGAGCAUGGCCAGACCAACAAGUGGCAUGUCUUCCAAGUAAAAAUCAGAUAGCAUUACCCAGGAGGCAUCACACUUCUUUACCUUUCUACUCAAAGAAAGAGGACAUGGGAUAUGGCUUUGACUUCAGCUUUCUGCUACAGACCUCAUGCCCAGAAUCUAACAUUUCAACAUCAUUUAUGGAUUUAGAUACUUUCCAGAUAAUAAAAGCACAAAUACAACAAAGGUUAACUAUAACAAUGCUAAAAACCAGGAACAAGACAUCUGAGUUUCAUUUGCCACCAGUGACAUAUCAGCCUGUAAGAAAAAUUCAUCUUGCUCCUCUAAAGGAUGUCAAUGAAAGCAUAAACAUCAAAAAUAUUUUCAAUAUUAUGAACUCUAUUCCUCAGCCUAUAAAACCAGUUACUAAAUUGUAUCAGUAUCAGUUAGACAACUUAUUAAAUGGGCUCGGUGAAAAGUCAUCAGAAUUGAUCAUGGCCACAAUUUCUGAUAAGUUCACUCCAGUGAAGGACCUGUACUACUUCAGCAUUAACAACUGUGAUAAGUACCCCAACAACAAGAAGGAAGAAAUCCAAAGCCAUUUAAAAUGGAGGGAAGCUGAUGUACCAAUCCACACUGAGAAGAAUCAGGUGAAAUUCCAGUGUUCAGUGGUUUGUGAGAAUAUGGAUCUUCUGACCCAAGCCAGGUUCUGGGAUCAGAGUCAUUCUCUCUUGGGCUCAAGCAAUGCUCUGGUGAGCUGUGGCGUGUUUACAGCCCAGACAGCAUUUACAGUGUCUGGCUACAGCAAUGCCUCAAGAGCUGGCAACAAGCAAAACAGAGCAGAGAAUUGCUGUAGCACUGGUCUGGAAGAAGAAAAUGCUACAGAGUUGAUGCUGGAUUAUAAACCACAGGAAGAUGCUGAGAGUGCCAACCUUGUGCUUUACAAUCAGGAUUUAGAUUCUUCCUGUAAAAAUGAAGUAAUAGAGGCCUACAAAGCCUUGGAAGAUAAUUCUGUAGCUGCAGUAAUUCCCAGAGUAGAAGUUCAAGAUCCCUCUGGAAAACAGUCAGACAAUCAAGUCUGUGUCUCUGAAUUUGAAAUAGAAAAAGAAGCAAUGUCAGAAGCAACUUCAGAGGACCAACGUGAGCUUGUAGCUGCUGCUCAUGUUACACUCUCUGAACAAGGGCCAGCCAGGGAAACACACAUUGCUGAACAACCUGCCACAAAAAAGGGUGAGGUCUGUACCCUGCCUCCUCAUGUUCCUCAGAAACUCAAUGGUUUUGCUUACAAAGAAAAUGACAACAAUAAAAUAAAGAUGACUAGAAAUAAAUAUUCAUCAAAAUCUAAAAUUAAUAAGAUGAAAGUAUCUGAAGACUUAAUUGCUUCUGGUGAGGUUACCACAAAAUCAAAUGCCAAGAGUCAGUUUUUUCCAUCUUUGGAACCGACAAAAGUGAAAUCUGAGGCUUCCAUGAAGUGUCAGAAAAAAACUACUCAAGGACACAAAGGCCAUGUUCCUCAGAGUAUGCAGAAAAUUAAAAAGCAAAGUUGCUCCUGCAGUUGCAAAAGUUCUGCUGUCUUAAAGAAACAUGGUACUUCUCUUUGUCUGCCACAUGCACCCUCUGCUUCAGAUUUUGUAGAUCUGAACUACACUGACAUGUUCAAAAUAAUAAAUUCAGAUGACCAAGGCCCAGGUAUUUAUGAAAUGUUUGGAACUCCUGUCUAUUCCCGCAUGAGAGACCUUGACCAGCACGAGGGCAGGUUUUAUAAAGGUGUUUAUUCUGUUCCACCAGGAAGAUGCACCUGCAGAUCUACCUGCAGUAAAGGAGGAGAAAGCAGCAGAGUCAGAAACACUCAAAAGAAAUCACAUUCUAAGCCAAAGAAGACCAUACCUGGUGCUAAACAAAAGCAGAAAGAUUUAAUCACCAAGGACAGAAGGACCAAGCUGAGUGACAGCAACACAGAGAAAGAUAAUGCAACAGCUUCUGACUUGGAUUUUCAAACACACACCUUGAGUAGCACAACAUUAUUUCACAGAAACACCGAUCAGCUCACAGUUUUAGCCAAGCUUUCACAGGCAACUAAGCAAAAUGAAAUAUUUACAAAUUCAAACCUUUCAACUAUUAAAGAAGUUUCUUUGGAGCAGUUGUUAGACAGCCAGGAUAAAUCCAGCCAUCAGAGGGCUGCUGCCUGCAGCCAGGAUCUCCUUCAGUUCAGUGAUCAAGACUGCAGAGAAUGUGUUGCUCCAAGUGGCAGUCAGGUAACAGCAGAGCAGAGCACCUGCGUGCCCCAGUGCAGGAGGGAUGGUGGCAAAGGCUGGGAAUCACACCAGGACUCCAAGUCUGUCAAUAAAAGCGAGUUGCUCUUUUCAGAUGGACUGGAAUGUCAGUCCCCUACAAAAAUAUUAGAUCACAGUUGUGCAAACACACCUCGAAACAGUAGUUUGGCAAAUGAAUUGACUCAGGCUUCAGUGAUUUGGACAAAAAAUGCCAAAAGCCCCAGUUCCCAGACAAGUCAAAACAUUUCUUCCUGGUCAGAUACUAAGGAUGUGACUGAUGAGUUGCUUUGUUGCCUGGCCAAAGAAUUGCUAAUGCUUGAAGAAAAAGACAUAAACUCUUCAAGAACAAAAAAUACAUGUUCUAAAAUACAAAACACACAGAGUGAAGAAGAGAAGAAUAUGAUGAAUGGAGCUGGAGCAAUAAUAAAUAGUGCUCUAGAGAAGAAUUGCAGUAAAGAUUUUUUGGCUUCAAAUGAAGAAAAUGGCCUUCUGAACUAUGAUGAAUCUACUAAAUUCCCAAGAAGCAGUUUAGCUACCAAAGAUCCUAUCAUUUGGACAAGAGGAGAAGUCCUUGGAAAGGGAGCCUAUGGCACGGUGUACUGUGGUCUGACAAGCCAGGGCCAGUUAAUAGCUGUAAAACAGAUGGUUUUGGAGACAUCAGAUCAACUCACUACAGAAAAGGAGUAUCAGAAGUUCCAUGAGGAAGUUGAUCUUUUGAAGACGUUGAAGCAUGCAAAUAUUGUAACUUAUUUAGGAACUUGCCUGGAAGACAACAUUUUAAGCAUAUUCAUGGAAUUUGUUCCUGGUGGCUCCAUUUCCAGUAUUCUGAAUCGCUUCGGCCCGUUGCCAGAAGUUGUCCUGCGUAAAUACACCAAGCAAAUUCUACAAGGGGUUGCAUAUUUACACGACAACUGUGUGGUCCACAGAGACAUCAAAGGCAAUAACGUGAUGCUCAUGCCCACCGGGGUAAUCAAGCUGAUUGACUUUGGCUGUGCCCGGCGCCUGGCCUGGGCCAGCCUGAGCGGCACCGGCAGCGAGCUGCUCCGCUCCGUGCACGGCACUCCCUACUGGAUGGCUCCGGAGGUCAUCGCCGACUGCGGCUACGGCCGGAAAUCGGACAUCUGGAGCGUCGGCUGCACCGUGUUCGAGAUGGCCACAGGCAAACCCCCUCUGGCCUCCAUGGGCAGGGUGGCGGCCAUGUUCUACAUCGGGGCCCACAGGGGGCUGAUGCCGGCCCUGCCCGACCGCUUCUCCAGCGCUGCCGUGGAGUUUGUGCACGCCUGCUUAACCAGAGAUCAACACCAACGGCCUUCUGCUCUGCAGUUGCUGGACCAUCCCUUUGUGAAAGGAGGACAGUGAAUUUUUCACAACUCUUGCCAAAUGAGUGUUUAUUUUCCAUGGAAAAGAUUUUCAGUUGUGGAGAAAAGACCAGAAGGAACUGGACUCUGUGUGACAGCAGAAAUACUGAGGAGCAGUCGUGUUCAAGGAGUCUGUUAUUAGGCAGCAGUGAUUAAAGAGUACCUGCUCUGCACUGCCUGUCCUUCACUGUGAACACAAGGCCACGUUGUGUUGUAUUUGGAGAGACUUAAAGGGAAAAUAAAGUCACCAUCACUGGCAUGCAAGAGGCCAGGUAAGCUGGAAUGUCUGUAAAAUCCUAUGGAAAGAGCUAUGGGCAGAGAGCUCUGCAACUUUGGAGAUGAGUAAUGGGUGUGAGGAUCCCACAGGUUCCUCAGACAAUCUACUGGCAUGAAAGGUACUGAGGCUUUUAUUCAGUCAUCUGGGCCCUUUUGUUUAACUGGAUGGGCACUUCAGUCUCUAGCUGGUAAGUUUUUUACAUACAUUGAUCAGCCCUGUGUUCCUGAGGCCCUGUACCUCCACAAGACACUUAGAUAAUUAUCUAUAAUUAUCUAGAUAAUUAUUUAGAUAAUUAUCUCUAAACCCUGGAACUGCCUGUUUUAAAUGAAAUAGUGCAUUUUAUGGGCACUUUCAGGUCCCAGUUUGAGGUAGGAAGGGGCUCAGGAGAUGUUCUGGUCCAGCCCCACUGCUCAGAGCAGGGCUGACUGAAGCAGGUUGCUCAGGCCCUUGUCCCAUUGACUUUGAGUCUGACUAUGGAUGGACACUCCACAGCCACUCCAGGCAACAUGCUCCAGUCUUUAACCCCCUCAUGGAAAAAGUGAUUUUAUGUUUGAAGUCUAUCUGACAGGUCAAGUUGUCCUGUUGUCCCUUGUCCUGUCACUGCUACACUGCAGAGUCUGGCUCUGUCUUCCUUACCGUCCCCAUGGGGUGCUGGUAUCACUGAAAACAUGAAGUGUUUCUCUGACCACUGGAGUGAGCACUGUCUGUGACUGGAUGACAGAACAGAGCCCUCUGCAUUCCAAUAGUCUUUACACUUAGCAGAACUAACUGCACAAAAUUAAACAAAAUCUAAAAAGCAUUAUUAAGUAUUAAUAAAGCAAAAAAAGCAGAUAUUAGUAGUUAGAAUGUCCUUUUGUUGAUUUGGCUUCUUCCUAUCGAAAUGGGGUAAAUCUUUAGACUUUGUGAGCACCCAGGCUCCAGGAAGAGAGGCACUAAAACUAAGCCCUACAACUGUUCAGAGCUGGGCUCUCAAGAAUCCAAGACACUGACGUCAGUGUGAGCUCUGAUGUAACGUGAACAUUAUAAAUCCAACUUUCCUCAGAGUGCUGAACAUCUUAGUUACUUAAAUAGCUUUCAAACUUUAUUUUAUUCCAGUAGUCAGUCAGCCUCCUGACUUCAGAGAGUUGUCUAAACUUUAUAAAAGCAAAGAGAAAUCAGUAUUUCUAGCAAAAUUCUUUAUUAAUAGUUUCUGUAGGUAUAAUGUCACAUAACAAUGACAGAACAUUAUGCCAGUAUAAGAGUAAUCCUAACAUCACAGUAAUCUUCAAAGUUCAAGCAGUUAACAGUCCUUUUUUGAGGAAUAUCACUUGGUGCUCAUGCCAGACAUCCAUGGCAACAUCACGUUAAACUAUCUUCACGUUCAAGUACCUUGCAGAAUAAAGGCAGGAGCCUGGGCAUGUGAGCUCUAGUGGGAUGUACGUAAUUCCAUGAUGUGUACUAAUUCUUCUCAGAUUAAGGUAGAUUCUUCAACAAAGCUGCAAAGUAAAUAUGAGGGUUUAUUUAGCAUGAAAUGAAACUGAGAUGAGAGUCAUAAGCAAGGAAAGAAUGGGAAUGCUCUAGAGUAUAUAAUUAAUUAAAGAAAGGUCAGCAUUACAAACCCCCCUUCUUAUGCACAGCUUACAAGCAAAACAUCUCUUGUUAGGGUUCUCCAGUAUUAAGGUUACCAGUUAUUUGCAAUUUGUCAUGUUUAAUCCAGUUAAUUACACUCAAAACAGUCAUUAGAGGUUUGUAAAACUUGAACCUGAGUUUUUAAUCAAAAUGUGAAAGCACAUUUUUGCUUUUGUUUAACCAGACUUCAAGAAUGAGGUGUCAGUUUAAGGCCAGCACUUGCAACAAAGGUAUUUCAGCUGAAUCAGAGCUGUGCUUGCAGCAGAGCUCAGGGCCCAGCACAGCCAAACCAAGCCCUGUGUUAAUCUGGGGAGCCUUGGGUUGCUUGGCUGAGCCAGUGUGGUGGAGCAGCCUAGAAACAAGUCUAAUUUUGCAUAUUUCUUACUUGAUGACAUCAGAGAUUUUCACACCAAAAUCCAGGUGCCUAAUUACAGGUAUCCAAUGUAACAAGGGGAAAGAAUGUGAAAUCCUGAAAACUGGGUUUUUUUCAUGUGACUGAGUUACUCAGUGAGCAGGGUCACACUUUGCUUCAUUAUUUAGUGUAAGAGCUUUGCUGGUUUAAAGGCUACAGCCUUCCUUUCUGAAAUCAGUGCAAGCAGCCUGCCAAGCACCUGCUGUUACUGCAGGUUUCCUCAGGAUUUGGAGCUGAAAUCUCAGCAGCUGAAGACACAGCCCUGUCCAUGACUCUAGGGGUACCAGUGUUUCUCUGACACCGUAACGGGAGCCACGGCUCACGUCUCAAAGGGCGGGGCCACAGGCAGGCCAACCCAGCUGUUACACUGCGCUUGUAGCAUGGAAAAAUUUGCAUCCAAAAAUGCACCCAUCUACCUCUCUUUCCAAGGAAGCAGAGCCUGGUCCCCGAAAGCACAAGAGUCUCUUGAGAUUAUUAAGGUUCAAAUUUAGUGCUGUUCCAGUGAGAACCGAUGCAAUUUCUACACCACUCCCAUCAAAGCUCUGGUUCUUGCACACAGGCAACGAACCAGAGUUCUCCCAAGGAAGGGCCCCCAGGACACACUCCGGUGCCUUCUGUCCCGUUUGUCCCUCCCCACAGGGACCUGCACCACGGCACAGCUAAGGAAUGUUAGAGGUGUUGUCAAAGAACACAAUGCCUGAACUAUGGCAACACCAAUGUUGCUGUUCCAAGUGCAGGAACACACGGGAGUCAAACCCAAGCACUGAGUAUCAAGGUUAUCAAUUUAGUUUGGAUUUGUUAUAUCCACUUCAGAAGCCAGAGAAACAGUCACUCCCAGUAGCAAUGGGAGAGAACACUCCUGGCACUAAUUCUCUCUUUAAGAUUUAAGGAGUUAAGCCUUUCAGAGAAAGGAGGAAUUAACUAGCUAGUUCAGUCUGGCAUAACUUCCAAGGCUCAAGACAAAUUUUUAGAACUAAUGCUUGUGUGCAUUUACAUCAAAUUAAAGAAAGCAAACAAAGUCUUUGUCCAGCCACUUUCCCUGCAAAACAAAGAUUGGGAACCCUUCCCUGUAAGGAAGAAUGCAUGGUGUAGCAAUGUCACCCACCCCCUCACUGCUAAAAAGAGAAUAAUACUGAAAAACCCCUCCACCAUCACACACUGUUACUACCAUGCACAGGCUACAGAGAAGGAGCAGCUUAAGAUAGCACAAAAUGUCUAGAAUUUGCUUUUCAGGUACCAAAUACCUGAUCAAUGUAAUGGAAAUAAAGGAAACAAGAGUUCAGAUUUUCCUGCACUCCAUUAUUUGAGUGAUUUGAUGACAACCAGCAACACUUUGCCAAUAAUUGACAGGAGAUCUCAGUGUUUACUAAUGAAGUUGGAAAAAUUAAACAUAGGAAAAUGGGAUCAUUUCUGCACAAUAGAGGUGAGGUAGGGAAUUUUAUUGAAAAUACUUUAUUUUUUUUACAAGUUCUUAGAAAUAAACUUUUUUUUCUAAUCUCACACAAACAGCUGUACCUCAAAAAUUCAACUAAGCUAUUAUGAAACAUUUAUAUUUACAGUUAGCCAAAAGAAUAUACAGAACUGCCAUGUUAUGCAAAGAGCGAAGUACCACCUCACAGUGAGAUACACCACCCCAGCACUCCCACCAUCAGGAAGAUUCAACAUCCAAAAGAAUCUCACUAUUCUACAAACCUCAUUGCACAAAGAGAGAAGAUUUUUAAUAGUGUUGUAGCAAGGUCUCCACUACAGCAUCAUUUUACAAAUUACAUAAUUCAUGUACUCAAGUUUUUAACAAAAAAUCUGUAAUAAGUGAUGAACAAAGUAAUAGUGUUGACUAUGAGCCUUUUAUUGCAUUUAUUCAGUCAUUCCCAUGAGGCCGAUGCUGAUCCCAAUAGUUUUCAUUCACUUCCAACACCUCAGCCAGGCUGCAAUUCACACCAUUCACUAAUUUACAGUGAGUUUCAGUCAGCAAAAACUAGUGGCACCUGAUUGCAUCCCCUCUCCCGCCCUCUCAGCCCUAGGACCACCACACGGAAUUCAGACACAAACACACAGACAGUUUCACCUAUUUACAAUUACAUUGAAAGCCAAACCCCAUGAGUUUUAAGGACAUCCUUUACAGAGAAACCAAAACCCACUGUUUGGGUCUCAAUGUGACAUAGCAACAUUUUGUCCACCAUAUUUCACAACUUCCCAGAAUCAAAACAGGUAAUAAUUUUUUUGUAACAGCACCAUAGGAGGAAGGCCUAUGCUCUUUUCCAAGGUAUAUUAGACAGGCACUAGUUACCAUCCAGACAUUUUAACUCCAGGUUGUGACAACAACUGCUAUAUUUACAGUACAAUAUAUUGCUUAUCCAGAGUGGCUGUAUAAGAUGCAUUUCCUGGCACAAUUAUUUAAACAGACACAAAAAUAAAAUACUGUAGUGCUUCAAAGACAAAGACAGUUUCCUGCUAUUUCAUGAGUCUGCCCAGGCUCUAGUUUAGGACAGUAUAUAAUGCAGAUUACAUUGGUUAUAAAUCAGACCCAAGAGUAGCACUGAGAUGGAAAGGAAACAGACUAUAAAAGGAUAGAAAAUAUUCAACAAUGCAGAAGUUUGCAACAAGAAGUUACAUCCCGAAUGUAGAAAAAUAACCAAUUCAGGAGGGAUAAGACAGCUUUGGAUUUUGUACAUGGGCCUUGACUUACACUAAGAUAUAGCAGAAAAUGCAAUCAGGUUUCCAUUUAAAUAUUCCUUAAGUGUAAAAAAAGUAUUCAUAGUUUAAAUAAAACUUAUUCAAGUAA
Molecule: messenger RNA, 9278 nt
Organism: Taeniopygia guttata (zebra finch)
Lineage: Eukaryota; Metazoa; Chordata; Aves; Passeriformes; Estrildidae
Gene: MAP3K19
Product: mitogen-activated protein kinase kinase kinase 19
Biological process (GO): protein phosphorylation
Molecular function (GO): ATP binding; protein kinase activity
Source: RefSeq, a predicted model, not a curated record